Leguminivora glycinivorella is the source of this 561-nucleotide messenger RNA. Its product is annotated as probable salivary secreted peptide. NCBI's taxonomy places the organism in Eukaryota, Metazoa, Arthropoda, Insecta, Lepidoptera, Tortricidae. Bases 64 to 399 code for a protein of 111 amino acids. The transcript has a single exon. The record is from RefSeq and is a predicted model, not a curated record.
UGACCUCAACUCACGCGUCAGUCGUCCACUUCAUUUCACACAGCGCAGUCACAUAACCUAAAAAUGUUCGUCAAGUGCCUUAUACUUUGUGCUGUGAUCGCUGUUGGGGCGUCUAAAACAGUCAUCGUGGGUCAAAUAUACGAACAAGGUGGAGUAAGAAAAGUCUACGACAAGACUGUUGAAGCUAGUGCCAUUCCUCUUUUCGUAAGAGACGAAGAAAUAAAAUUCGAGUAUCCAACGGCUGAUAUGAAAAUCAAAGGGGUUGCUAUCAAGGAUUUGGAGAACGGGAACGCGCAGCCGUCUAUCACGAGCGGAGGGCUUGGGUUCAACUUUGUGACCAUUAAACUAAAGAGCGAGCGGGGAUCAGGAUAUAGAUUCUUGAUUGAGGUCUUCGCGUGAGGUCUACGGAACUGUGUGUGCAUGCUUUUGUGCGUUAUAUUUAAAGUGAAUGUCAGUGUAUCGAAAAAUUAACAAAAGAACUGCAUCAUGUGAAGGGUCAAAAUUUGAUUCCUAAGGCCCCGAUAAUAUGUUGAAAGAAUUAAAAGUUUUAAGUUGAAAUGA